This is a messenger RNA of Melospiza melodia melodia, 2410 nucleotides long. Its product is annotated as gastrula zinc finger protein XlCGF17.1-like. The coding region runs from base 438 to 1346 and encodes 302 amino acids. NCBI's taxonomy places the organism in Eukaryota, Metazoa, Chordata, Aves, Passeriformes, Passerellidae. Gene Ontology annotation, molecular function: DNA-binding transcription factor activity, RNA polymerase II-specific; RNA polymerase II cis-regulatory region sequence-specific DNA binding. The transcript is spliced from 4 exons. Gene Ontology annotation, biological process: regulation of transcription by RNA polymerase II. The record is from RefSeq and is a predicted model, not a curated record. Gene Ontology annotation, cellular component: nucleus.
ACACUCCGGGAGCAGCACUCUGCAAACAGAACUGCAACGGACUGAACAUGACGGGAGAGAAAGCAGAGAGAAAGAAGACGUACAGUGCGGUGAUUGGUUGGUUCCGGGCGGGGCGCGCCGCCAUUGUUGGCAGCCCGCGCGUGCGGCGGAGGCGGGCGAUUGUGAAGGGAGAGCGGAGCUGAGGCCUGCUCUGAUCUGUGGCUGGCAGCUCCGAGCAGGGCCCUGCACCCAGGCCCUUUGCAAUAAACCGCAAGUUCCAUGACCUGGCUUCAGAGAUCUCUCGUUUCCGUCUGUCCCGACCUUGCUACCCCCCGACGCUCCUGCAAACGCGCUCAUCCCUUGUUUUCCCCAAACCAGGAUUUCCCAUUGCCAACCCCUGGGAGGCUGCAAGGAAGAGGAAGAUGCCCCGGGACACUGAGGCAGAGUAGGAGCUGAGCAUGGAGAGCAGGGAGGACAAAUGCCCGCGGCAGAACCUGGUGGCAGAGGCUGUUUUGAGCGGCUCCACGGGGCAGGAAGGAAAUGGGGAGAAAAAGCUGCGGAGAUGGUGCACGAGGCGGGGCUGCAAACGCAGCUGGCGGGGAUCUGAGGGGGAAAGAGCCAGCCAGGGCCGGGAAAGCGGUUGGAGAUGGAGCCAGAGCUCGGAGCUGGUGCUCCAUGAGCAGGUUCAUGAUGGGGAGAAGCCCCACACGUGCGUGGAGUGUGGGAAGAGCUUCAGGUGGAGCUGCAGGCUGAGCCAGCACCAGAGGACCCACACUGGGGAACGGCCCUAUGAGUGUGGGGAGUGUGGGAAGAGCUUCAGCCGGACCUGCAGCCUGACAAAACACCAGAGGACCCACACUGGGGAACGGCCCUAUGAGUGUGGGGAGUGUGGGAAGAGUUUCAGCCAGAGCUCCAGCCUGAUCAACCACCAGAGGACCCACACUGGGGAGAAACCUUAUGAGUGCUCCAAGUGUGGGAAGGGGUUUCCGGCCAGCUCCGGUCUCAUCCGGCACUAUCGUACUCACACAGAGGAGAGGCCCUUCCACUGCCCUGAGUGCGGGAAGGGAUUCAGGGACAACUCCACCCUUGUCAAGCACCGGCGCAUCCACACUGGGGAACGGCCCUACGAGUGUGAUAAAUGCAGAAAGAGGUUUCUGAGCAGCUCCCAUCUCCUCCGGCACUAUCGGAUUCACAGAGAGGAGAGGCCCUUCCAAUGCCCCGAGUGCGGGAAGGGAUUCAAGAACAACUCCAACCUCGUCACCCACCGGUGCGUCCACACCAGGGAGAGGCCCUACAAGUGUCCCCAGUGUGGGAAGAGCUUCUCCUGCAGCUCUCAUUUGACCCAACACAAACGGAGCCACCACUAAGGUAAUCCCUGUGAAUGCCCCGAGUGUGGGAAGAGCCUCGUGCGCUGCUCCAGCUCCAUCCCCCACUGGAGGAGGCACUUUGGGCACAGCCCUGGUGUCCUGGUUCAGCGCAAAUUUCGGAGAGAAUCCCCAAAGUGGGGUCCUCUAGGAUAGCAGAUGUAGUUGGCCCCUCCCCCCAACCGGUCCGGGAGCAAAAUACGUCCUUGGAGAAAAGUGGAAAUAAAAUGUUUAUUAAACAAUAAAACUUAAAUAAUAUUAAACAAUAAAACCCCUUGCCCCUCCAAAAGAACUGACAAACUGAGCAAGUCCCCUUCCCGGUUUGCAGCUCAGCUCACUCAGUCUCUGAUCUGUCCCUCCCAUGCUGGAAAUGCCACAGGCCAGGCCCGGCCCGGUGGGCCACAGGUGCAACUGCCGGUGCUCCCCUGGGUGUUCAGUCCUGAGCAGGUUUAAAGAGGUCCAAAGAAAAGGGGAAAAGAAAAGAAAAAAACCCCACAGUCGAACUUCUUUGCCUUCUUUGCCUCAGGUAGCUAAAACUGACAGCAAAGGAGAGCUCUGUCCCGCUGUCUGUCCAUCCACAGACAACACAGCCCAGGAGUAGGAAUGUUGAGGAGUGAGUGCAGUGUCUGAAAACAAACUGCACACUUCUCUCCUCUCUUCACUCUGCAACAAGUCUUAAAGGUGCAAAACUUAUUAUUCAGCAUAAACAGAACAAGACGAUUGGGGAUAAAAGCAUCAUAUAGUCAACCCAGGACAUUCCAACCCUUAUCCCCAUAUUGUCAGCUUACUACUACAAUAUAAAUUCUAACUCCACAAACAUACAUUAUACAUCCAAUAUACAGCUAUACACAGACAAUGGUAAUAACAUUCCGUUAACAGUGAUAUUUACACAUAGGUCUCACCCAACAAUCAGAUCUCCCUGAGGUACACAUCGUGUUCUUCCAUCUUUCUGCAUUAUCCACCAUGUGCAACCUGGUCCCUAAGAAAAACAACCCCACAAAUGGGUUUGUCUGUAUUUGAGGCAGCAUUAAUCCAAACUGUCUUCCCUAAUAAACCUCAGACAUGUA